Messenger RNA from Exophiala dermatitidis NIH/UT8656, 1347 nucleotides. RefSeq lists its product as uncharacterized. The coding region runs from base 1 to 1347 and encodes 448 amino acids. Gene Ontology annotation, molecular function: protein binding. The record is from RefSeq and is a predicted model, not a curated record. The transcript has a single exon. Lineage: Eukaryota; Fungi; Ascomycota; Eurotiomycetes; Chaetothyriales; Herpotrichiellaceae.
AUGUCUACGACCGACGGCGACAACGGUCCUUCAAGUGGUACUUUAUCAGCCAGUCGCUUUGCAAACGCAGGCGGCGCAUCCUCUCUAGAACAGCGCUUGAUCGAGCUUUACGUGCAAACCCUUCUAAGUCGAGCACACUUGGCUUUCUUCAUUUCGGCGUGCGAUGAUACAGACGUUCAGGAAGAUUCAUUCCACCAAGGCAAGGCCGCGUUGGAAGAAGCAGAAAGAUUAUGCAUGUCAAGAGAGCGGCCUUUGAACAGCCUUUUGGUCGCCAAAUGCUGGUUCGUACGAGGCUUUCUUGCUGACGUCUGUGGAGAGCACGAGAGUGCUUUGAGAUCAUUUCAGCAGGCAGUAGAAUUAGACGACACAUACAAGGAGUUGAAGAGAGUACAGUGGCACUUCCAACGCGACGAAGACUCGCAAGGCUUCAGUGAUGGGUGGGAUUCUUCCUCAUCGACCUGGAGUCACGAAGUAUCACGAGCAAAGUCCGGCAGCAGUGGAACCCGACGAGAAAUGCAUGAGAUGUCGGAUGCCACCUCAUCUCUGGGAAAUCGGCAAAGUCCAGGGACUCCACUCCGCAACUCCAAGCUUGCCUACUCGUCGUCGUCAUCGGUGUCGCGAGAGAGUGUUCUAUUUAAAGAGCUGUUGCGCGAUGUUUCACAGGCACAUCUAGAACGUCUGCGAGAUUCGCUCAGCGUGUCGCCGCCUGACAUUGCCCGACAACCCUUUGAAUCGCCUCAAGUUAAUGUCCGGGGCAGUGACAGCCCUGGCAGGGUGGAUUUUGAUGGGAUCAUGGAACAGUUGAGGAAUGCUCCUCCACCGAAACGUGCUGCUCCUGCAUCCAACACUGGCUCGCCAGCACUGAAAGGGCUUGGUAUUAGCAGGAUCCCGAUGCCCUCGAGUUCCCAGAAGCUCGGGCUUCGACCGCCUAAGCACACGUUACCGAUGAAGAAGCCAAACGGAAACGACGGUACCAUGGCAGCCUUGCAGGAAAGAAUUGAAAGGUCACGUCAAGAACGAGAAGAACGAGAAGAGAGUCGGCGGGAACUCGAAAGAAAUAUGGCAUUGUUGGCGCUCACAGGGCAACAACCUUCUGGAGACGAGGCACUCUUAUCUGACACCCCAAACAUAUCCAAGUCUGAUACUACAAAGAUCGGCUCUCCGCAGAACGUGCAGCCUCUGAAGCUAGCCCUUGAUACUCGUACCGGGCGAAGACCGUCAGGGUCUCUUUCACAACCUACCUCACCAGCCACGCCGAGUCCGUUGAGGAAGGCGUCCCUGCCAGGAGACGAUGUCGUUUUACCCUCGAGCGAACCUCAAGAAACGCAAGGAGACGAAGGCAAUUAG